AUGAAUGCUGGUGAUAUUCUCUUUGAUGUUUUAUCACGGUUGCCAACGAAGACUCUUCUUGAAAUGAGACUUGUAUCUAAGGCGUGGGAUCGACUUAUUUUAGACCCAUUGUUUGUGCAAGCUCAAUUUCAGAAGAGUGGAUUGGCAUUAUCGGGUUUCAUGUUUCAGGAGAAAUACCAAAAGUGUCUUGAUGAUAUAAAAACUUUCACCUAUAUGCCCAUAGAUGCAGAUUCUAAGGUGCAGAAAAUGGUGUUUGGUUUCUUGCCUGAGGAUGUUGUUAUUUUACAAUCCUGUAAUGGCCUGGUUUGUUGUAGGAGUGGCUUCCGUACACGACAGUCGACAACAAUCUACGUCUGCAAUCCCUUGUUUAAGAAGUGGGUGAGUUUUGAAGUGGCUCAGCUGGACAGGUUCAGCAACAUUGCUCUAGCAUUUGAUCCCAUACUGAACACCGUAAAUACGGCAACAAAAUUCAAAGUAGUUAGAAUACAGCAGUUGGAGAAUGAGCAAGAGGAAAUGUACUACACAUUUGAAAUAUACUCUUCAGAAACAGGAACCUGGAAGGAAUCAAAUGAAGUUUGCUAUUCAGAUGGCAAUUUGUUGAAGAACAAAGGCAUUUAUGCUAAAGGGGUCUUACAUUGGCUUACUGAUACCGAUCAAAUCCUUGCAUUUGAUACGGAGAAAGAACUCUCUCUGUUGAUGCCAUCUCCAAUUCCUGCUUUGGAAAUGUUCAUCAACCCUCCUGGAACAUGCAUUGGGGAAUCCAGGGGCUUACUGCAUUUCAUCAUAAUCUGUGAAGAUGGAAUCAUUGUAUGGUGUCUGGAUGACUAUUUUGAGACAAAAUGGACGCACAAACAUUCAAAAAAGCUCCAAGUGAUUGAGGACGAGAACCCAAAUAUGUUUUUCCAGUUAUACAAGAACAUGCAAGAGAAACGGGUUGCAGGCAUGGAUCCAUGUAUGGAUCCGUUGGCAUUUAAAGAUGAGGUUUUAUUGAUGAGGGUGUAUUCAACCAUCUAUUUUUACCACACAGAAACAUCGAAGGUGAUGGAAGUCUGUAGCGUUGCCAGUUUGGGCCCAAACCCCUAUGUCGAUCCUUCUGCAAUUCCUUAUUCGUUGAGCUUGAUUCCAUUGAACGUUUCUCUCUCACAAUCUGAUUCAAACAACAACACAAACCCCAGCAAGAACUAG
Messenger RNA from Cucumis melo (muskmelon), 1185 nucleotides. Its product is annotated as F-box protein At5g07610-like. Lineage: Eukaryota; Viridiplantae; Streptophyta; Magnoliopsida; Cucurbitales; Cucurbitaceae. Gene Ontology annotation, molecular function: protein binding. Bases 1 to 1185 code for a protein of 394 amino acids. The transcript has a single exon. The record is from RefSeq and is a predicted model, not a curated record.